Strongyloides ratti is the source of this 3618-nucleotide messenger RNA. RefSeq names its product Splicing factor 3B subunit 3. The record is from RefSeq and is a predicted model, not a curated record. Gene Ontology annotation, molecular function: U2 snRNA binding; protein binding. The transcript is spliced from 2 exons. Gene Ontology annotation, cellular component: U2 snRNP; nucleus. Lineage: Eukaryota; Metazoa; Nematoda; Chromadorea; Rhabditida; Strongyloididae. The coding region runs from base 1 to 3618 and encodes 1205 amino acids. Gene Ontology annotation, biological process: mRNA splicing, via spliceosome.
AUGUUUCUAUAUAAUUUAACAUUACAACCAAAAACUGUUAUAACACAUGCUAUAUCUGGACAUUUUUUUGGUAAUUCAAAACAACAGGAAAUAUGUAUAGCAAGAGGUUCUACUCUUCAAUUACUUUUACCAGAUCCAAAUACUGGAAAAUUAGUGACAAUAUAUAGUCAAGAAUGUUUUGGUAAUAUUCGUAAUUUAAUGGCAUUUCGAUUAACUGGUGGUAAAAAAGACUAUAUAAUAAUAACAUCUGAUAGUGGAAGAAUUGGAUUUCUUGAAUAUAUACCAGUAAAAAAUAUUUUUCAAAUUGUUCAAAUGGAAACAUAUGGAAAAACAGGAAUUAGAAGGGCUGUUGCCGGAGAAUUUAUUGCAGUUGAUCCAAAAGGUCGUUGUGUUAUGAUAGCAUCGAUUGAAAAACAAAAGUUAGUAUAUAUAAUGAAUCGUGAUUCAGAAGCAAAACUAACAAUAUCUUCACCUUUAGACGCAAGUAGGACACAAACAUUAUGUUUUGGAGUUGUUGGAAUUGAUGUUGGUUAUGAUAACCCAACAUUUGCUGCCCUUGAAAUUGAUAUUGAAGAAAUUGACAAUGAUCCUACUGGGGAAAAAUUAAAAGAAUGUAAGCAAAAUUUAGUUUAUUAUGAACUUGAUUUGGGAUUAAAUCAUGUUGUUAAAAAAUGUUCUGAACCUCUUGAUCAAAUUGUUAAUUUAGUAGUUUCUGUACCAAGAGGUGUUGAUGGUCCUGGUGGAGUUUUAUUAUGUUGUGAAGGGAAAAUAAUUUAUAAAAAUAUUAUUGAAGGUUUAGAAUCAUCUAUACAAAUUCCAAAAAGAAAAUUUGCUCUUGAUGAUGAGUAUUCUUCUUCAAUGAUUGUAAACUGUGUAUCUCAAUUAAAAACAAAAGGAGCAAUGUUUUUCCUUAUUCAAUUUGAAAAUGGUGAUCUUUUUAAACUUACAAUAUCAAUGACAAAGAAAAAUCCUGUACUGGAAUUAACAUACUUUGCCACAAUGCCACCAGCUUCUGCAAUAACUAUUCUAAAAACUGGUUAUUUUUUUGUUGCUUGUGAAAGUUCAACAUCAAGAUACUUUCAAAUUACUAAACUUGAUGAUACUGAAGGUGAAAAAUUUCUUAGUACAGAUGAUGAUAAUGAAAAUUUUUAUACUCCAAAACAAUUAUCACACAUAUACGAAGUUGAUCGAUUAAAUUCAUUAAAUCCACUAAUGAGACUUAAAGUUGCUGAUAUGAUAAAUGAAGGAUCUCCACAAUUUUAUGCUUUAUGUGGUGCUGGUCCAUCAUCAAAUUUAAAAAUUUUAAGAAAUGGAUUACCAAUUAGAGAGGUUGCAGUUUGUCAAAUGCCUGGAACACCAACAGGUGUAUUUUCAGUAAAAAAAUCAUUAGAUGAUAUUCAUGAUGCCUAUAUUAUUGUUUCUUUUGUUAAUGCAACAUUAGUCCUUAAGAUAGGUGAAUCUGUAGAAGAGGCUGUUGAUACUGGUUUUUUUAAUAGUGCUACAACAAUUAAUGCCUGUCAAUUUGGUGAAGAUAGUUUUAUACAAGUUAUACCAACUGGCAUUCGACAUAUAACUGUUAAUCAACGUAUUAAUGAAUGGGUUUGUCCAAGCAGGAAAAGUAUAACACAUGCAGCAUUGAGAAAUAGACAAGUUGUUAUAUGUUUGAACACUAAUGAAUUAAUUUAUUUUGAACUGGAUAUGUAUAAUCAAUUAAAUGAGUAUAAUGAAAAAGUACAAGUUGAUCAUACUGUAUUAUCAAUGGUUCUUUCACCAAUUCCAUAUGGUGAAUUUAGAUCUAGAUUUUUAGCAAUUGGUUGUGGUGAUUGUACAGUUAGAAUUUUUAAUUUAGAUCCAUAUGAUUGUUUAAAACAAAUAACAAUGAAAUUAUUAGAUUCACGACCUAGAUCAUUAAUGUUUGUAGAGUAUGAAACAGAUGAAAGUGACUACAGAUCAACUUACUUAAAUAUUGGUAUGGAUGAUGGUUUUCUUAUGAGAUGUUCAAUUGAUUCUGUUACUGGUGAUAUAUCUGAUAGUAGAAAACGACACUUAGGAACAAGACCUGUAAAAUUAUCAAAAAUGUACACAUCUGGUAAAGAUGCAUUAUUAGCAAUCUCAAAUAGAAUGUAUCUUAAUUAUAUGCAUCAAAAUAGGUUAUAUAUGAAUCCUGUUAGUUAUGAAGUUUUAGAAUUUGCAGAUGGUUUUAGUGCUGAAGGUAUAAAAGAAGGAAUUGUUGGUAUUGGAGGUGAUAAACUUUACAUUUUAUGUCCUGAAAAGUUAGGUGAAACAUUUAAUCAAAUUAGUUUUAAAUUACAAUUUACACCUAGAGAUAUGGUUUAUCAUUAUGCUGGUACAAUGUUUAUUGUUGAAUCUGACAGUUCAAUAUUAUCACAAAAUAAAUCUAAAGAACAUAAAAUAGAAGUUAUUAAAAGUAUUUUGUCAUUAACUGAAAUUGAUGAAGAAACUUUACCACUUCAAUAUAUUGAAUUUUUAAAAGGAAAUGAUAUGCCAACAGAAGAAUAUGGUUAUGAACGUACUUCUGAUGGUGAAUGGGCUUCAUGUUUAAGAUUAUUAAAUGUACGUACAGGUGAAACAAUAAAAAGACUUGAAUUGGAUUCACGGGAUGCUGCUUUUUGUUGUACAUUUGUAGAAUUUCUUCAACAUCCUGGAGCUCAUUUUGUACUUGUUGGUUGUGCAACUGGCCUAAAAUUUAAUCCUCAUACAAAUUCUGGUGGCGCAAUUUAUACUUUCCAUAUAACAGAUGGAGGUCACAAUUUUGAGUUAAUUCAUGUAACAUCAACAGAAGCUCCUGUAUAUGCAAUAACAGAAUUUAAAGGUCAUGCACUUGUUGGUUGUGGUAAAUCUAUAAGAAUGUAUGCUUUUGGUAAAAGAAAAUUAUUAAAAAAAUGUGAAAGUAGAAAUAUGCCUGUUAAUGUUGUUAAAAUAGCUACAAUUGGACAAAGAAUUAUUGCAUGUGAUAGUCAGGAAUCAGUUCAUUUUAUGAGAUAUAUUCAAAAAGAUAAUAGUAUUGUUACAUUUUGUGAUGAAAAUUCACCUAGAUACGUUACUGCCAUUGCUGUUUUAGAUUAUGAUACAGUUGUUGUUGGAGAUCGUUUUGGAUCAAUUGCUGUUUUAAGACUACCUGAAGGAGUUUUAGAUGAAGCUGAUGAAGAUCCAACUGGAGUUAGAACAAUAUGGCAACGUGGUGCCAUGAAUGGAGCAUCUCAAAAAGCAAAUGUUAUUGCACAUUUUUAUGUUGGAGAUGCUGUUACAUCUCUUGAACUUGUUCAUAUUUUAGCAGGAGCAGAAAAAUGUAUUGUAUAUGGUACAAUUAGUGGUUCCAUUGGUAUACUAGUACCAUUUUUAUCAAAAAAUGAAUUUGAUUUCUUCCAAGCAUUAGAAAUGUAUAUGAGAAGAGAUUUUGUAUCUAUUUGUGGAAGAGAACAUGUAUCAUAUAGAUCUUACUAUGCUCCAGUAAAGAAUAUAAUUGAUGGAGAUAUGUGUGAACAAUUUAAUUUAUUGGAAAGACUAAAACAAUGUGAUAUUGCAGAAAAUCUUCAAAAAACAAUUAAUGACAUAUCUAAGAAACUCGACGAUAUUCGUACACGCUAUGCAUUUUAA